ACACACAAUCCAAAUCAAAGAAAAAAAGAAAAAAAAAGCUUAAGAGAGUUUCUCAUGGCUUCUGAAACAUCUCAAAAGUUUCAUACUCCUCUUCACUUUGUUCUCUUCCCUUUCAUGGCUCAAGGCCACAUGAUCCCCAUGGUCGAUAUCGCAAGGCUCUUAGCUCAGCGUGGUGUGACUAUAACCAUUGUCACUACACCUCACAACGCUUCGCGGUUCAAGAACGUUCUUAACCGGGCCGUUCAGUCCGGUUUGCCCAUCAAUCUUGUGCAAGUGAAGUUUCCAUCUCAAGAAUCUGGUUCACCACAAGGACUCGAGAAUGUGGACUUGCUUGAUUCAUCGGUGCCGUUAGCAUCUUUCUUUACAGAAAUUUAUAUGAUCGAGGAACCGGUCGAGAAUCUCAUGAAAGAUAUCCAACCAAGGCCAAGCUGCAUAAUAGCCGACAUGUGUUUGCCUUUUACAAACAGAAUCGCCAAGAACUUUGGUAUACCAAAGAUCAUCUUUCAUGGCAUGGGUUGCUUUAACCUUCUUUGUUUGCACAUCAUGCGGGAAAACUACGAGUUUUGGGAAACCAUAGAGUCUAAUAAGGAGUACUUCCACAUUCCAAAUUUUCCUGACAGAGUUGAGUUCACAAAAGCUCAGCUUCCGCUGGUAGCUGGUGAUGGAGAGUGGAAAGAGAUUUUAGACGGGAUGAUUGAUGGGGAUAACACUUCUUAUGGUGUGAUUGUCAACACGUUUGAAGAACUUGAGCCAGAUUAUAUUAGAGACUACAAGAAGGUUAAGGCAGGUAAAGUAUGGAGCAUCGGACCGGUUUCCUUGUGCAACAAGGUAGGGUUAGACAAAGCUGAGAGAGGAAAUAAGGCGGCCAUUGAUCAAGAGGAGUGUAUCAAAUGGCUUGAUUCCAAAGAAGAAGGGUCGGUGCUAUAUGUUUGCCUUGGAAGUAUAUGCAAUGUUCCUCUGGCUCAGCUCAAAGAGCUAGGGCUUGGCCUUGAGGAAUCCCAAAGAACUUUCAUUUGGGUCAUAAGAAAUUGGGAGAAGUAUAAUGAAUUAGAUGAAUGGAUCUCAGAGAGCGGAUUUAAAGAAAUAAUCAAAGAAAGAGGCCUUCUCAUUAGAGGAUGGUCGCCACAAGUGCUUAUCCUUUCACAUCCUGCCGUUGGAGGAUUCUUGACUCACUGUGGAUGGAACUCGACACUUGAAGGGAUAACCUCGGGAGUUCCAUUGCUCACAUGGCCAUUGUUUGGAGACCAAUUCUGCAAUGAGAAGUUGGCGGUGGAGGUAUUGAAAGUUGGUGUUCGAUCAGGUGUUGAAGAUCCCAUGAGUUGGGGAGAAGAGGAGAAGAUAGGAAUGUUGGUGGAUAGAGAAGGAGUGAAGAAGGCUGUGGAAGCAUUGAUGGGUGAUACUGAUGAAGCUAAAGAGAGAAGGGAAAGAGUUAAAAAGCUUGGAGAAUUAGCUCAUAAGGCUGUUGAUGAAGGAGGCUCUUCUCAUUCCAACAUCACAUCGCUCUUGGAAGACAUACUGCAACAAGCACAAAUCAAUAUCUGAUUGUAUCGUUGCUCUUGAUCUGAUCAUAUCUAUGCAUGUAAGAUGUUAGUUAUUAAUUAAUCAAAGAUUCAGCUAUCAAAUUUGUAUUAAAAUUAUGGAACUU
This is a messenger RNA of Raphanus sativus (radish), 1645 nucleotides long. Its product is annotated as UDP-glycosyltransferase 73C1. The coding region runs from base 55 to 1542 and encodes 495 amino acids. The transcript has a single exon. Gene Ontology annotation, molecular function: UDP-glycosyltransferase activity. NCBI's taxonomy places the organism in Eukaryota, Viridiplantae, Streptophyta, Magnoliopsida, Brassicales, Brassicaceae. The record is from RefSeq and is a predicted model, not a curated record.